AUGGGCGAGCGCGCGGCAAGCCGCACCAAUAAGGUGCUGAACAAGAUCUCCGGCAUGUACGUCAGCAAGACCAUCGGCUACAGCAAGGACUACGCCGACAACUUCCAGCGGGUCUUUGGAAAAUCCGGUCCCACGGAAGAAGCCGGUGACGAAGGUACCCAGGUGGCCAACCUUCGCUCGGUGGACUUCCCCCAGGGGCCGCUGGGUCUUGAGAUCGAGUGGACGGCGCCGCCGGUGGUGGUGUCUGUCGACCCAGAAGGGGCUGCCCAAGCCGCCACGCUGCGAGAGGGUCAGGUGCUACUCGAGAUCAACGGCCGGGACGUCACCGAAUCCCUCCCCGAGUUCGAGAUCGAGCACCUUAUGCAGCAGAGACCGCUGAACAUGCAGAUUGGCGAUGCUGCCAAGGCACCCACCCCCAGCCGCUGGGAUGGAGUGCGGCAGCAGGGUCUACUCCAGGUCUCCGGAGUGCUGUCAGGUGCGACUUGCCAGGAGCUCUUGGUCUUUGUGAACAGCGAGGUCAAGCGGAGUAUGGCAGCCUCCGACGGCAGUGUGGCUGGCCCGGUUAUGAUGGCCCAAACGGCCGAGCCGCAAGACCCGACAACUUCGGCGAGACCACUGCUGAAUGGCCAAGGCCACCGGCCAAGAUCGUCGGAGCCCGACACCAGGGAUGGCUACGGGAGCAUCGUACAGACCAGUGAGACUGGCCAUGGAGAUACAGAGCAUGGUGAGUUGGAGGCCUAUGGUGCCACGCGCGAAGGUGGUGCAGAGCAUGGGGCCAUGGACUCACAAGCCAACGAACAACCGGACCGGACGCUGGGAUCGGACAACGCGUUACGAACCGAGCAACCGGACACAGCACGCGAGACUGGUGGAAACGCUGUUGCAACUACGACUGGGAGAGUUUCUGGCCGUGGCGUAACCGGUUUCCUCUGGGAGACGGUGCAGACGUUUACAGGUGUCAGACAGGAGCCUGUGUCCUCAGGUUCUUCUGGGCCCGAAGCCUACUACAGCGUGGGCACUGCGAGCAUGGGAGAGGAGACUUUUCCUCUGUUGGCAGAAGGGACCCAAGGAAGUGGUGAUGGAGGCGCAGACUGCCCGACAGGACCGCUGUUUACUGAGCCGAUGAUGGAGCAGUUGGAAGCAAUGGAGGCCGCAGCGCCGCUGUUGUACGGGAGCCAGACACCGCAGGACUGGACUCCCCCGCCACCGCCGAGAUCUGAGGCAUCAGCCAGCUCUGGAGCCAUUCAGGCUGAGGUGCAUCGCCAGCUUGAGGCGCUGAGGCGUGAGCACCAAGGGCAGCUGCAGUACCUAGCUAGGGAGAACGAAGCCCUGAGGAGUAGACUGGUUUCAGGCCAGGUCUCCACCUUGCAACAGGUGCCUCAGGUCCCAGGUUCGCAGCAGGUGCCUCAGGUCCCAGGUUUGCAGCAGGUGCCUCAGGUCCCAGGUUCGCAGCAGGUGCCUCAGGUCCCAGGUUUGCAGCAGAUGCCUCAGGUCCCAGGUUUGCAACAGGUGCCUCAGGUCCCAGGUUUGCAGCAGGUGCCUCAGGUCCCAGGUUUGCAUCAGGUGCCGCAGGUCCCAGGUUCGCAGCAGGUGCCUCAGGUCCCAGGUUCGCAGCAGGUGCCUCAGGUCCCAGGUUUGCAGCAGGUGCCUCAGGUCCCAGGUUUGCAACAGGUGCCUCAGGUCCCAGGUUUGCAGCAGGUGCCUCAGGUCCCAAGUUCGCAUCAGGUGCCACAGGUCCCAGGUUUGCAACAGGUGCCACAGGUCCCAGGUUUGCCGCAGGUUGCAGAUCAGGUACAGACCUCCAAUCAAGGCCAUACACCACCCUUCUGGACGGGGUACUUGACUCCCUGGACCAGGAAUCCAUCUCCAACGCCAGGUCAACCCUCUGAGGGCCCUAGUCCGGGACCAACUGCCGAUGCCAUCCUCGCAGGGCUGCAGGCCCUACUCGGGGGGCAGACAACCGCUGGAGGGGAAUCUUCAGUGGAGCAAGUUAAGUACAGCUGGAGCGAGUUCCCCAAGCUUGCGGAGCCCGGAGCUGACUCCUCCUUGGUCUUUACAGACUGGCUCCACUCUAUCUCCCCUUGCAUUGAAGACAUGUCGCCCACCUCAGCAGACCUGUGGGGCCACCUGCAAGCAGAGGCCAGCAGCUGGUAUGCCAGUUACAUGGGAGCCGACCCCAUUGCUCGUUUGCUUCUGGUACCCUCGCCCAGCCAACACCUCACUUGCGCACGGUGGAGUCGAGUGUCCAAGCGGCUCGAAGCAUUGUUCCUAGGUGCCUGCCCCAAGUCAGUCCGAGAGGAGCUGGUUGCUAGCCGGAUUCGAUCCCCGCUGGCGAUCUUGUGCCGUCUUCAUGUUCUGUAUGCUCCUGGUGGAGUCCAGGAGCGAGAGAUGGCCUUGCAGCAGCUCCAGCAGCCUUCGCCUGGACCCAAUCCCCAAACUGCUUUGGAGAGCCUUCGCAGGUGGAAACGCUGGCUAACUAGGGUUGAAACCCUAGGUGGGGGGGUGCCCGAUCCUCUCAUCCUAGCAAAGGCCCUAGGGGUGAUCGUUAAGCCGGUCUUGGAAGCAAGCCCUGAAGUCCUGUUCCGGAUAAACCUGGUGAGGGCUACCUUGAAGGUCGAAGCUGCGCCCACCUUAAGCGUAGUGAUGUCGUACCAUGCUGCCCUGACCGCCGAGCUUGAAACACUGGCUCGGACCAAGCUCAAGCAAGGAUCGACACCGUCUGCCCAGGCAGUGACUGGCCCAGAUCCACCCGAACAGAAUAAGGGUAAGGGAAACGGUAAGGGAGGAGCAAGUUCGAAGGUCAUUGGCAAGGGUGAAGGGGCAUCCGUCCCAGUUCGUCAAGGGGCGUGUAAGUUCUUUGUGCAGGGAACAGGAUGUAACAAGGGGGAUAAGUGCUCGCAUGCGCAUACCUGGACCGACAUCCCUUCCCACCUCCGCAAGGGAAGAUGCAUGGCCUGUGGGGGGACUGGACACAUGAAGUCCGCUUGCCCAAAGGUGAAUGCCCUACUGGAUGAUGCGGCUAAGGUUCUGCAAGCCUUCCACGUGAACGGGGUGUCCGAAUCCCCGCCUUCUCCGCCACCGGCCGCAGCCAAACCCACCGGGGCUUCCAGCUCUGCGCAGACCGUCGUUCCAGGCACUCCGGUCACUGUCGCUGCCCUACAGUCGCAGCUCGAUGCCCUUCGAAAGGCUGUCCCGGAUGCCAAACCUUCAGUGCAAGCAGUGUCAGGUAGUGUUCAUGCUGCUAGCCUAGGGGGUCCUGGAUGGAAUCCCUCGUCACCUGAGCCGAACCAUCCGGAGCCAAUGGCUCUAAUCGACAGCGGGGCCACCCAUCCUGUUCGUGCUCUACAGCCAGAGGACGCUGAAAGAGGGGUUACGUACAUAGAGGUUGGACUAGCCGGGGGUGCUUCUAAGAUCAUGCCACAAACCGCAGCCGGAACGCUCCUGACCGAGGAAAAGAGCCACUCUCAAGCUAUAGUCCCCGCCGGGGCUCUCGUGGAGCAAUUGGGGUGUAGCAUCUCCUGGAAAAGGGGGAAGAUCGUGGUGACUCAUCCCAUGUAUGGACGACUCCAAGUCCGAAUCCGGAAUGGAUGCCCGGUUCUAGCGGAAACUGAGGCACUACGCCUGAUUGAAGAGUUGGAGAUGAAGCGACUCCAGGAGCUUGAAAAUCAGGUUGAAGACCUCCAAGCCCGUGCAACCGGGAGCCGCCUCGACCUGCUCCAAGCAGCCGCAAGUGCGUACUCGAAGAAGCCUCCUGGGUUCUGCUGCCGCCUUGCAGGUAUUCAAGCCACUCCAGGGUCCCAGUCCCACGUUGUUGCACUCGUGACUUGGCUAUGGACUUUGAGCACCGCUAUGCGAGGUUACACCGUCCCUUUAACCGCCGCCUUUCGGUCAAGCCAGACUCCUGAGAGUCCAUUGUGGAAGGGCUUUGAGACGUGGGCCGGACUGCCGCCUGUGGUUAAGAGUCGAGGGAACGAGGAGGUGUGGUUGAGCACCAACUGCAGAACCGAGGAGAUGUGCGCGUCCGUCACCUGGAGCAAUCUCCUGCAGAACAUGGUGAAGGCCAUGCUACCGUCGCCUGCGAACCCGUGUGCAGCUGCCAUUGAAGCCCUGGAUCGAGAAAUUGAAGAGGGCCUGGAACGAGAUGGCAUCUCCAUGCAGGAGCCCUUGGACCCUAAGGAACGGGGCUGGUGGAACCACAUCCGACAGGGGCACUUGCCCUACCGGCGUGACUGCAGGGCAUGUGUGUACGGAAGCGCCGUAGGUCUGCAACACCGCCGGGUACCUUACCCGGCCUCAUUUUCCCUGUCCUGUGACUUGCUCGGUCCUCUGCCGGAGAAGGGCUUGUCUGAGGAGAGUGUGGCCGGAAAGGCCAGACACGCCUAUGCCUUGGUGGGUGCGUUUCGGGUUCCCACAGAGUUGCUGGACAAGAACGGCUGGGGGAAUGUCGAAGCAAGUCUUCGGGAUCUUUUCGACAAGGAUCUUCUGGAGGAGAUGAGAAAAGAGGGAGGCAAGGACCUUGGAGUCCCGAAGGUCCCACUCCCUCGGCCUGAUGAGAAGGAUCACAGUCCACAUCCUUCCACUAGCAAUCACGAUCCACUCGAGAAGGGUCCCAGCUUACGUCCUUCCACUUGCAGUCCCGAUCCACUCGAGAAGGAUCCCAGCUUACAUCCAUCCACUCGCAGUCCUGAUCCACUCGAGAAGGUCCCUCAAGCUAGCGUCCCUGAACACUCACACUUGGCCUCCGACGACCCUGCCUGGGAGCGGGUUCAUACAGGAGAUGAGUCCGAAGACCUAGUCAGCUGUGAGGUUGAAGCCCAGGAGCUAGAGGAGGACGACCGGUAUGAUCUCCAAGCCUUCAGGCAAACCAUAGCCUUCUUGCAGGAGCCAGUGCCUCAGACAGUACUUCGCUUUGCUAGGCCAAUCCCCUCCAAGAAGGCCACUGCGAUAAUCCCCGCUCUUCACUCCAUCGUCGGCGAAAUACAACAGCUGGGAUUUCCGGUACGUUCCCUACACACAGACCAAGGCAGGGAAUUCCUCAGUGAUGGAGUAAAGAACUUCUGCAGCAAUCAUGGAAUCUCCGUGAGAAUGUCUGAACCUCACGAUAAAAGGGCCAACGGACUCGCUGAGAGGAUCGUGGGAUGGGCCAAACAAAGGACGAGAUGUCUUCUCACCGCAGCCCGCCUGGAUCGCAAGUUCUGGCCUCUUGCCAUGAGCUAUGCCACUGCGACGCACCUGAGCAUGUCCACCGGCAAGCGUCUCCCUGCCUACUUUGGUCAACAAGUGACAUACAAGCGACCGGUGUUGCCGGGACACCUGAAGCCGUGGGAACCGUGGGCGGAUGGGAGAUACAUGUGCCCGUCACAGGUCGUAGUUGAUGGUCAUGUGGUUCUAAAGGGGGAUGGUAACCUAAUAGUGGUUAAGAACGUAAGGUCUGACCUUGUGGAUGCCGAGCAACACCUCGGGGAUCGCCUCCCUGCUGUCGUUGCUGAUGGAAUUGAGUCCCACCCGCCUGCCUCCAGCGUGAGCUACGACCCGGAGCGAGACCUGCCUGAGGCCGAUAGGUUCCCCCACAAGAAAGGCCCACUACAGUCAGAAGCAGCUCCUAGUACCUUUGCCGCCCCUGCCUUCAGAGUUACUAGGAAGACUCCAGGAGUUCCGGCAUCCGCGGCUCCCCUGCCUAAGCCUUCCCCUGCCAGGAGGAGGAUUGUCAGGAAAACCGCGGUGCGAGCUGUUCGGCUUGAAGUUCGAGGGGAAGAGGAGGCGAGAAACCUUCUUGCUGAAGAGGACUUCCGGCCUGAAAUCGCAUGUGAACUUCUAGACCAUGUUUUUGGAUCCUGGAAGAAGCCUGGAACAGCCAUCGGGAAGGGGAGGGGUGGUCAUGCAGGAUGCAUCCUAGGAGCCUACGCUUAUGGUAGCAUUAAGAAGGGAAUCACCAGUCUGGAGACCUCAGACGGUCCUGCCGACACUGCCACUUGGACGUCUCUCGUCGUCAUCCAGUCAGACGAGGUCCCUCCACAUAGGGAUCUAAACAAUGAGCAGGGGACACAGAACCACCUCUUGUGCCUCGACCACGUCCACCUUUGGACCGAGGGAACUGCGGAAAGCAACCCUGUAAAAGGGGGGGGUACCACCUUCGACUUGACGGUCUGCGACUCCACUGGCAGAGAGCACUCAGGUCGUGUAACCGAAGUCUCUAAGAAGCUGGUGACGUUUGACGCCCGCAAAUGGCAUUCCGUUGUCCGCACCAGGCGAUGGAUGCUUGCUGGUUACACGCCCCGGGGUUGGGACACCUCCCUUGUAGCCUGCCACCCGGAAGCUCCAGCGCGUCAGGCCAGGUCUCCUCACUUGACACUUCCACCCAAGAGACUCAAGGUUCACUGCCGAGCCACUUGGGUCACGUCGAAGAUGAGGCCGAUGGGUCCAAGCCCAAUCAGACCCGCAGUCCUCACCAGUGUGGCCGCCUCCUCUGCGGCCUCACACCCUGAGCAGAUUCCCGAAGCGCCAGGAGAGGCGGACAGCAGUUGUGGUGCGUCAGUGGGGUCUGGGCCCUGGCAUGAUCCUCGUGAGACCCCAGCUCUUGUUGAACUUAUCCCGCAACGACUGUAUGAUGAGGGACAAGAGAUGGGCCCUAUAUCCCCGGCAUUGUAUGCCGAACUGGUGCAUGUGGGGAACGAAGCUGAUCUGGUAGUACGGAAAAAUGACGCAUACUACGCAGAAGGAGCUUUUCAAGACGUCCUAAGGGGCUACAGGGUGGGGACAAAUGGCCUGGAUCCCAUCGUAGGGGGGUUAAUGUUGAGAGAUUUGGCUCGGUAUAGAAGGGAAACUUUCGGGUUGGAAGGGGAGACAGAAGAAGGCCCUUGCACCACAGAUUCCUCACAUACCUUGCCGGAAGUCCGUGCCCUCUCAACCCUUGCGCUCCAACGCCGCACCAGUCCUUCGCCCGAUAGAGUGCCUGCAGUGCAGCUGAAUCCUUCCAUAUUGCUGCGCCUGGAGGAUGUUGAAGACAGUGUUGCUGUUUUCAAUAGACCACUUGGCUCGGGGGGAAGCUCGCCUUUUAACGUGCCUGAGGAGGUGGAGCAACUUACGCAGCUGCUGAAGGUGGAUCUGUAUACCCAAGAUGUCGAAGGGAAGCUUGAAGCACUCAACGGGGCCCCUCUUGAGACUACUUACAAUGUCUCCCCUGCAGAGAUUCGAAGGUUCGGUGAUCGCUGGAAGGCUUCGAUGGUGGCCGAAUUCAACUCGCUGAUAGAGAAGGGGGCAAUAAAGAGAGUCUUUGGGGAGGAAGCUGCCAGGCUGAAGAGAGACCCUUCGUCAAAGGUACUGCAUACCAAAACUGUGUGUGUUGCCAAGCCGGGGAAGGCGGGUGAACCGUUUCGUAGAAAAAUCCGGAUUGUGGCCUGCGGGUGCGAAAGUGAAUACACGGAUGAGUCGAACUUGUACGCCUCGGGAGUAGUCGCCGACUCGUUGAGGUCCAGCCUGGUCAAGGCUGCCACGGAGUCGUGGCCGGCUCAUGCAACGGACAUUCACACUGCCUUCUUGCUGGCGCCCCUUGGCCAGGCAGCUCACCAAAGACAGUACAUCCUUCAGCCGGCGCAGGUCUUGGUUGACUUGGGCAUCGCACAAGAGCAUGAAUGCUGGACCAUAGACCGUGCAAUUUAUGGGCUCCGGGAAUCACCGCGGUGGUGGACCGAUUUUCGGAAUCAGUCGCUCCUGAAGGAAACCAUACGGUCCCUCAAUCCGGAACCCACGGGCGAUUUGCCAUCUGGCGCCUCGACCCAGGAGGAGUACGAUCUGCAGCAAGGGCUUGUCGACGACAAUAUCUUCAAGAUCCGACGUCGUAGCGACAACAAGCAUGUUGGACUAUUAGUGUUGUACGUAGAUGAUUUCUUGAUCCUGAGUGAUACCCCUGUCGCGCAAGCCAUUCACGCCCAUUUGCAGAAUGUCCUGAAGUGGGAAUGCGACCCACUGUCGACCGCCACCCCUGAUCGCCCCUUGCGAUUCCUGGGGGUCAACAUCCGACCUCUCCCAGAUGAUGGAGUAAAUGGCCCAGGAUUCUCUUUGGAACAAGAAGCCUACAUCGAAGAAGUGCUGCGGGGUCAUGGGUUUACUGGUCCGGGAAGCCGAGUUGCCUGCAGCAAGGAACUGCUGUGUGAAGCCUUUGAAGAAAACCCAAACCAGCAGGACAUCCGGGAAGCCCAGAAGGCUACCGGAGAGGCCUUAUGGGUCUCCCAGCGCUCGAGACCAGACAUAUCCUUUGUCGUGAAUUACAUGUCCUCCAUGUCCACCAGAGCUCCUAAGCAAGUUCUGCUUGUAGCUGAGCGCCUUUUCCGAUACCUGCAUCAGACUAGGAACCACCGGCUUGAACUUCGAGCGACCACAGGGAGCGAAGACCUAAUCGAGGUCUUUACGGAUGCAUCAUUCGCACCGUAUGGCUCAAGCAGCUAUGGCGGAAUCCUCAUACGCCUCAACGGUGCUCCCUGCAUGUGGCGAGCCGGUCGCCUUCCCCUGAUCGCCGUGUCAACGGCGGAAGCCGAGCUCCAAGCACUCAGCGAAGGCGCCAUCUUCGGGCAGUCAUUCCAAGCAGCUCUCCAGGACAUCACUGACCGACCAGCCGAGAUUGUUCUGCGGUGCGACAGCACCGCCGCUAUAGCCCUUGCCCAGGGAAGCUCAAGUCAGAGGACUCGACAUCUGAAGGUGCGGGCAGCAGCCCUGUACCAGCAGUUACAGUCAUCGAUGAUGAGGCUGGAGCAUUGCCCAGGCGAUACCCAACUUGCCGACUUAUUCACAAAAUCCCUUCCAGGUCCCCGCUUGAGCGAACUUGCUGGACUUGUGGGACUGGCCGAAGCAAGGACACCAGAGUCACCGGCAUCGUCCCCGCAAGCCAAUGCUGUUGCAAGCAGGGCCUUGUCCAAGAGGGAGAAGCUCCGGCAAGCCGUGUCUGAAGCGAUUGAAUGUGAGAUCCCCUCCACUGUCACCUCGCCUUCCACACCUUCUACGGAAGGAGGAGUGUUGAAAGUCCCCACCCCAUUUCUGGCAGGUCAACGACUUCCGAUCUCGAGGCAGGCCACGUUUUCUUUACUCUGGGUGAUUGGUUUCCUCGACUACCUCAACCCGUCUAAUUUCUACAGGAAGUUCUAUGGGUCUUCCCACGAGAUAAGAAAUCUUCAACAUACCCUUUGGGCAGAGGGCAAGGCCAUUCCAGUUAGUCAGCGGCUUCAGCGCCUUCUGCCUAUGGACCCAGUGGUCUACAAGGCCUUCGAAGAGAUGUUGAGAUGGGACGGGCCAGAAGAGGGCCUGGGUGGCGCGCUGGCCUCUCUUGGGGGCCAGGAGUCCCGGCUUUGGGCUCUGCAUGCCUCGUUGUCAAUGCCUGGUGCUGCAAUGUCGCCGGUGCACUAUACUGACGCCCCAGGGCUGUACACUGCCGCCGUCGCCCUGGCCGAUGUGUCCUAUGACAUGGGGCCCCUACACUUCUGGCCAGGUACGAACACGCCGCUGGCGCACGAGCAUUUCGAACGGGCGCCGCGCGAGUUUUUGGACCAGCGCCCGCCGGCGGCGCCUUUGUUGAAAGCAGGGGAUGCCCUGAUCUACGACGAGCAGAUCUUGCGCUCUUGGGCGGACAACGCUUCAGCCAAGCCUUUGCCGCUGCUCUUCGUCACCUUCCAGACUACGCGCGGACAAGAAGCGGAGACGCAGGCCAUCCCAGAGCUGCUGCUGCCGUCUCUGCACGGCCGCUUCCGCCUGCUGACCCACAAGAAGGGGGAUCGCAUCAUCGGGGAGGCGCGGCUCCUGUGGUGGACAAUAGCCUGCCUUGCCGCUGCGGCGGCGGCCGGCAUCGUGGCGCCCACGUUCCUCCCCGGUUUUGCGGGCGCCGGUGCGCGCGCACCAGCUGCUCCGCAGCUCCGUGGCUCCACAGCCGCUGGCGCAGGCUCCGGUGUGGGUGCCAUCGGUGCCAUUGCUGCCGGUGGCGCCAUAGUGACUGCGCUCGCCUCCGCACGCCCGGCACGCGCGGCGCACAAGGCCGCUUGCAAGGCCGGCCGCCGUGAGCUAGCGGUCGCCUACGAGGACUCAGGCAUCGACCUCCUUGACAACGGCAAGUUCGCGCAGGGCUUGGUGGGCUCCGAGGGUGCCUGGGGGCGCUACGAGUUCGAUCCCUUGGGCUUCUCUUCGAAAACGGAGCAGGUCCCCUGGCUUCGUGAGGCGGAGCUCAAGCACGGCCGCAUCUGUAUGCUCGCCUGGCUCGGCUUGGUGGUCCCGGACUUCGUUCGCCUGCCGGGCGAGAAGUUCUCAUUCGAGGCCGUGCCUGUCUCCAUCGAUGCUCACGAAGCCUUCCGCGGUGCAACGGGCGUCAACGCCCAGAUCUUGUUCUGGGUCAGCCUCGUGGAGCUCUGCUGCACGAAGAAGGUCUUCGAAUGGAACUCUCUCGAGGUCGCCGGCGACUAUGGUCUCACCAGCUGGUUCCCCAGUGACGAGGAGGGCCAGAAGAAGAUGCGCUUGGCCGAGCUCAAGAAUGGGCGCCUGGCUAUGCUCGCCUUUGCUGGCGCGGUCACCCAAGCUGUCCUGACUCGCCAUCCUUUCCCUUGGCUGUACUGA
Messenger RNA from Symbiodinium natans, 10590 nucleotides. The record is from the annotation of a GenBank genome assembly. NCBI's taxonomy places the organism in Eukaryota, Dinophyceae, Suessiales, Symbiodiniaceae.